Messenger RNA from Scaptodrosophila lebanonensis, 3115 nucleotides. RefSeq names its product homeobox protein extradenticle (gene exd). NCBI's taxonomy places the organism in Eukaryota, Metazoa, Arthropoda, Insecta, Diptera, Drosophilidae. The transcript is spliced from 5 exons. Gene Ontology annotation, cellular component: nucleus. Gene Ontology annotation, molecular function: RNA polymerase II cis-regulatory region sequence-specific DNA binding; DNA-binding transcription factor activity, RNA polymerase II-specific. The record is from RefSeq and is a predicted model, not a curated record. Gene Ontology annotation, biological process: animal organ morphogenesis; embryonic organ development; regulation of transcription by RNA polymerase II. The coding region runs from base 337 to 1467 and encodes 376 amino acids.
UCCAUUCUUUUUCGUGUGGCAAAUUUCUAUAGAAAUUCCGAGUAAUGUGUAUGCUGAAAAUUAUUUUACUAAUAUAUCACAAAUAGUUUCAAGAUACAUACGCAAUUCAAUUAAAUAAGUGCCAUUGUGCAUAGUGUGGAUAGAUCCAAGAGUUAUCAGAAACUUCGCCCAUCGGAGUGAAAAAUAAUAAUAUACAUACAUACAUCAGACCCUGUAUAUUUUAGUUAAAGUCUAUCAUCAAACCAAUUUAUUACCGUGAAACGAAACACAAGUGUAUAAACAAUUGGGUGUGCUGCGUGUUUGUUGCUUGUUUAGCUCAACACCAAUUAAAGAGCUAUGGAGGAUCCAAAUCGGAUGAUGGCCCACACCGGUGGCAUGAUGGCCCCCCAGGGUUAUGGGUUGCCCGGUCAAGACGAUGGCCAGAAUGCGGGCAAUGAAAAUGAAGUGCGCAAGCAAAAGGAUAUUGGUGAAAUAUUGCAACAAAUAAUGAGCAUCUCGGAGCAAUCUCUAGACGAGGCGCAGGCCAGGAAGCAUACCUUGAAUUGUCAUCGCAUGAAGCCAGCGCUUUUCUCGGUGCUGUGCGAGAUCAAGGAGAAGACCGUGCUUUCCAUUCGUAACACGCAGGAGGAGGAACCUCCAGAUCCACAAUUGAUGCGGCUGGACAACAUGUUAAUUGCCGAGGGAGUGGCUGGGCCAGAAAAGGGUGGUGGCGGAGCGGCUGCAGCCUCUGCAGCAGCCGCCAGUCAAGGCGGUUCCUUGUCCAUGGAUGGGGCCGACAACGCUAUUGAGCAUUCUGAUUACCGCGCAAAGCUAGCACAGAUUCGCCAGAUCUAUCAUCAGGAACUGGAGAAAUACGAGCAAGCAUGCAAUGAGUUUACUACUCAUGUGAUGAACUUGCUGCGCGAACAGAGUCGCACCAGACCGAUUACACCCAAAGAAAUCGAACGCAUGGUACAGAUCAUACACAAAAAGUUCAGUUCUAUUCAAAUGCAGCUAAAGCAAUCUACCUGCGAGGCCGUAAUGAUACUGCGAUCGCGCUUCCUAGACGCCCGUCGCAAGCGCCGCAAUUUUAGCAAGCAAGCAUCGGAAAUACUUAAUGAAUAUUUUUAUAGUCAUUUAAGUAAUCCUUACCCAUCCGAAGAGGCAAAGGAAGAACUGGCGCGCAAGUGCGGUAUAACAGUAUCGCAAGUCUCCAAUUGGUUUGGCAAUAAGCGUAUUCGUUACAAGAAGAAUAUUGGCAAAGCACAGGAGGAGGCCAAUUUGUAUGCAGCAAAGAAGGCAGCCGGAGCAUCGCCCUAUUCGAUGGCAGGACCGCCAAGUGGCACUACAACCCCCAUGAUGUCACCCGCUCCACCACAAGACUCAAUGGGCUAUCCAAUGGGAUCUGGUGGCUAUGAUCAACAGCAACCGUAUGAUAAUAGCUUGGGGGGUUAUGAUCCAAAUUUGCAUCAGGAUCUUAGCCCUUGAGGAUAGGCCUUCCAGAACUAACAACGGAAAUAGGCGCUUCAGCUGCAAUAUUUGUAACAAGAACAAACAGACCAAUAACAGCAGUAGUUAUAAUUACUUGCUAAGCUGUCCACUUAAUCGGUCUCCAAAAUUGAAUUAUAUGUAAUACUAACCUCAUCCUUAUAUUCUAUAACGACUAUCGCGCUUAUUUUGUAGUUAAGUGCAUACUAAUAACAACAAAAUAUUAUGUAAGGCAACACGUACAGUAACCAGUGUGUGACUACCCAUACCAGUUAAUGUCGGUGGGAACUGGUGGAAAGGUAUGAAAACCAUUUCAUAGAAGAUUGCAAUAACCACUCUUGUGGUGGGAGUAUGCGUAGUUGCAAACAAUCAUUUAUGUAUACGAUUAUCAAUUAAUAAUGCUACAAAAAAAGAAGAAAACUUAAAACCAAACAAAAAGGGCGCUUUGUAAUUUUUGUUAAUACACCAACAGCACCAACGCAAAGGGCGCACGCACCAAUGUAUAUGUAUAUGCACAUAUAUACAUUAAAUUUUCCCAUACCUUGCCAAGUCAAAUAUAAAUAUUUUUCCAGCUUAAAUGAAACAGCGUUAAAUUUAAAAUAUAUGCAAUUUAUUUCCAUUACUUUAUGAAUAGGAAAACAUUUAUGUCGAAGACUUUUGCUAGCUAAAUCAAUGAUUUUUGCAGUUGUGUGCUGUAUGUCGUACAAUUUUUUAAGCCUUUUAUUUGUUUUAUCACCUUACUUCGCAUAAAUCUCUGUGUGCUGUAGCAAUUUGUGAACUACAAAUACGUAAACAUAAUAAAAUAUGAAUGCCUAAAUUUAAAAAAAAAAAUAAAAAAACCGGUAAAAAUAAUUUUUAAUAUACAUAUACUAGACAUUAGUUAUAUUUUUUGUAGAUUUUAAGCCGAAUUAAUGCAAGAUAAAAAAAAUUCUGUAUAUGUACGGAAUCAGAAGAUAUUUCAAAAAUCGUUGGUUAAAAAUUCUCAAACCUCCACUCAUGUAUACGACGUAUGCGUACAUACAUACUAUAUACAUACUUUUAUGUACGUUACACUUUAUUAGAGUCGUCACAUCGAACGAUCGCAUAAAAUAAACGAAAUAUAUUACAGAAAACUACAUCUAAUCACUCUAUAACACAGUUAUGGCUCAUGCAUGUUUACAAAAACACAAACUACACAUGUAUACGACGUAAACGAAGCCCUUGUUAAGUGAUUUUAAGAAUUGGUUCAGGAACCACAUUGCAGAACAUGGUUGCUACAUUUGUCUCCUGAAAAGCUCACAUACUUUUCUCCGUUUUAUGUAAUUUCAUUUGUUUGUUGUGCUAAAAGAGUAAAAAAAAAAAAAAAAAACGAAAAAACCUCUAGCGUACAAGUUUUUGUAAUAUUUUUCCUGUUAGAAUUAGUAGAAAAAUGCGGACGGUAUGCUAGCAACGUCUAAUUGAUAUAAAGUGUAAAUUUAUGUUUCAGGAUUUGGAGUCGGAUAAUCUAUAAAAUAAAACAUAGUUGGUAGCUCAGCCGUGUAAAAUUUGUUGUAUACCUCCUUGGUAUCCUAAACUAUACUAUAUUCAAUAAUGCAGAAAAAAUAGACGUUGCUGGACUGCUCACAUUGUCAUAACAAAAAUAAAUAAAUACAAAUUUAUGGCACUGCGA